Molecule: messenger RNA, 2283 nt
Organism: Poecilia reticulata (guppy)
Lineage: Eukaryota; Metazoa; Chordata; Actinopteri; Cyprinodontiformes; Poeciliidae
Source: RefSeq, a predicted model, not a curated record
GUAGAAACAGAAAAACAAUAAAACAUUAAAAUGUUAAUUAUUGAGCUUGUUUUAGUCCAGGGUUUCCAAAGUGCGGUCUGAGGGCCAUUUGUGGCCCCCUGGGGGGAUUUUGUGCGGCCCCUCACCUCAAUGCAAAUAAGUGACAUUUUCUUAAAAGAAGAAAAAAAGAGGUAAAAAAAAACCCAGAUUCCCGUUAAUUAGCGACGUUUCUGCUCGUCUUGGCUUUGGAGUAACUAGAACCACAAACACCGACCUAAAAAACAUCAACCAUGUUAGAAACCGUGAGCCUGACUUAUAAUAACCCAACUGUGGAGAUACGUUUUCUACCUACAACGAUUUAAAUUUAAAUUUGGAUUAUUAAUGAGCAGAUAAACCUUUAAAAAAAGGAAGCAAAGUUCCGGCGUGUUUGUCAUAAAAUACUUUCUGUGACCUGAAAGUUAGUUUGGUGAUUUUGGACGUUGAGAAUAACAAUAGAUGGAUUUUCUUCUAAAGGUUUUUGUCCACCUGCAGGUUUAGUUGACCGUCACUGUGCAGCAGCGGUUGGUCGGUCACUGUCUGUGUUUUUAAAGCUACGGCGUCCUGCUCGGCAUGAUGGGAAAGAUCUUAAAAGCUUCGCUUCGCCUGCUGCUCUUCAUCCUGCUGCAGCUGGAGACGGGAAGCGGGAAGGUUUUGGAGGAGACUUACCUGAAGUGGCUGCAGUACAAACAGAACUGCAUGAAAACCAUGCAAAACGAGCCGCGGCCUCCAGAUGGUUUGUUCUGCAACAGGACGUUUGACAGAUACGCCUGCUGGCCUGACGCUGCUGCAGGCUUCAUGGUCAACAUCUCCUGUCCUUCCUACCUGCCCUGGUGUCACAAAGUGUCUCAGGGAUCGGUGCGAAGGCGCUGCGGGUCCGACGGACUCUGGGAGACGGACGACGGCGGCCAUGUGUGGAGGGACAUCAGCGAGUGCGAGGAGGAGGAGGAAGAGGCGGCGUCCCAGGAGCUGUGGGUGAUGCUGGGCUUCAGGACCCUGUACACCGUGGGAUACUCGCUGUCCAUGUCGACUCUCAUCAUGGCUCUGAUCAUUGUUCUGAGCUUCAGGAAACUCCACUGCACCAGAAACUACAUCCACGCCAACCUGUUUCUGUCCUUCAUCCUGCGAGCCGUGGCGGUCAUCGUUAAGGACUCGAUGCUGGACCGCCACUUGGGGAGAGAAAUCGUCAGACACGCCGACGUCACCGAGAUGCUGAGCCACCAGGCUGCCAUCGGCUGCCGUGUCGCACAGGUUGUGAUGCAGUACUGCGUCUUGGCCAACCACUACUGGUUCUUUGGAGAGGCCGUGUAUUUGUACUCUGUUCUCAUUUCCUGCGUUUUCAUGGACAACAACAAACACCUGCCGUACCUCUGCCUGGGCUGGGGCACCCCUCUGCUGUUUGUGGCUCCCUGGGCGGUGAUGAAGGCCCUGAAGGAAAACAAAGAAUGUUGGGCCGUGAAUGAGAACAUGAGCUACUGGUGGAUCCUUCGCUGCCCUGUCAUCUUAGCCGCUCUAAUCAACUUUCUGAUUUUCAUGAAGAUCCUGCGGGUGAUACUUUCCAAACUACGGGCCAACAUCCACAGUCGAUAUCCAGAUUACAAACUACGGCUGGCCAAAGCUACCCUCACCCUCAUCCCUCUGUUCGGGGUCCAUGAGGUGCUUUUUAUCUUCGCCACAGAUGAGCAGGCGACAGGGCUGCUGCGCUACACCAAAGUGUUUUUCACUCUCUUCAUCAGUUCAUUUCAGGGGUUAAUGGUGGCGGUUCUCUACUGCUAUGCUAAUAAGGAGGUGCAGACAGAGCUGAGGAGGAAGCUUCGCAGCUGGAGGACAGAGACGGAGGUUUUAGGCCAUCCACAGUGACUAGCGGUGCUUGAAUCUCGAGGUGAGACUUUCUCCAUCGCCACCGUUCCGGAUCGCAACAUAUCCUCCAUGUCAGCAACCAGAGCAAAGCCAGACAGAUCCCCAAACCCUGGGAACUCACAGACUGUUGGACGCAACGUUUGGACAACUCCUCCACAAACUGAUGGUUUGUUGAAGCAAUCACCACCAGCAGCAACCGAAGAAAAGACCACACAGCUCAGGGGUGUGAAGGAGAAGGAAGAAUCAUCUGUAGAAAUGCAGGUGUCCUUCCUCAUUCACCUGAAAGACCCUGUGGAGUUGCUGCCACAUGCUGUUAACACAGACUCAGACUGAAAACAUUAUUUUUCGGCAUAUAUUUUCAUGUAUUAUAUUCUAACACAGAUAUGCGUUUCAUAUUUGAUAUUUUAU